Molecule: messenger RNA, 819 nt
Organism: Suillus plorans
Lineage: Eukaryota; Fungi; Basidiomycota; Agaricomycetes; Boletales; Suillaceae
Exons: 2
Coding region: 1-819 (272 amino acids)
Source: RefSeq, a predicted model, not a curated record
AUGUCGUUCGAUGCUCAAGUUUAUCACGAACAUUUCGCCUCCCGUGAUGAUAGUUAUGCAUCUACUACUUUGUGCAAACGGAUCUCGUGGCAACACUCUGCAAAUGGAUUAAUUAUCGUGGACCGCGAGGAUCAAACACCUUUCACCGGCUUUAUUGUCGGACGGGUAUCACCUUGGAAUCUUAAGUGCGGCACCACUGGCAACUAUCUCAAGAAAGGUGGCCUUGAAAAAGCCAAGUAUCAAUUGCAUUUGAUGCGUCCCACGGACAAAAUUCUGGGACGAGAUUUCGAUGCGGCUAUCACCAAUCUUGAGACGAUGCAGAAAGUAGCUGGAACGACAGGCGAUCAUAGAAACAUGGUGAUUCGAGAUGUGACUGGCGAGAUGUUGCGCGUAACUGCCAACGUAUUUGAACAGAGGCCCGCUCGCAUUCCUGAUUCUCCUCAUGGAAAGCGAGCUCCCGAUGCUCCCAAGAUGGACAGUAUCACUGAGAGCUGGGUCAUUCCAACUGAUCUGGAAGACCAGUUCGAGCUCGUCAAAUACACUCAUCGCGCUGUCCCUCUGCCUGUCUUUGAAGACGGCCAAGCAAUCCCACCUUUAGAUGCUAACCGAACAUUGGACGGGGCCUUGGUCGAAGUCCAUUUUACGGUUCUCCAGUGGCACGUUCAAGGAUAUGAUACGUUUUUGGCGAAGGCAGGGAGGAUCAACAUCCUCAAACGUAGCGUCAGCGUGGCAUCAAAACAUCCCCUGAGUGAUGUGGACGACGAUCAGCCUGUUCAUAAGAAACACGAGACAGCAAUAGCGAGCGGUUCAAAGGAUUAA